AUGGCAAGCUUUCAACCAAAGAAUCUCAAGAAUGGCCAAAACUCACCAGGAUUGGCUAUUGGCAUGCUACUCAUGGCAACUGGUGUAGUGGCAUUUGCAUUAAACAGACCAGAGAAGAAGGCAGAAAAGUCGUUCAUGCCACAAGGAAAGAACUUUGGUAUCAAAGAUUCUUUAAAGGAACAGGUACGUUCCGAUGAAGCAUCCAACGCUCAGUUCGCAAAGGAGGAAGCAAGAAGGAGGGAGAAAGAGAACGCGAUAGCAUCUGCUAUAGCCGCACGUUCUCAUGCGCGUAGACCUUCUGGACCUGCGGAUCCUUCGGAGGUCUAUAAAGCAUUCGCACCUCCUACACCUCCUAGAUCUUUUUUCAGAUCUGAAUAA
Messenger RNA from Wallemia mellicola CBS 633.66, 378 nucleotides. RefSeq lists its product as hypothetical. Lineage: Eukaryota; Fungi; Basidiomycota; Wallemiomycetes; Wallemiales; Wallemiaceae. The record is from RefSeq and is a predicted model, not a curated record. Bases 1 to 378 code for a protein of 125 amino acids. The transcript is spliced from 3 exons.